UUCAUAAUGGUCCGUCACCUAGUUGUUGGCCUCUUGCUUGUUUUCCUUGUGGCGGAAAUUUCCGCCUCUGGGUACUAUCCUAAGGGAAAGCCUGGAUACGGAGUAGGCAAGCCGGGAUAUCAUCCAAGAAAACCAGAGGACAAUGGCGGUGGGAAAGAGGAAGGAAACGGUGAAAAUGGAAAGAAUGGAAAAGAUGAUGAGAAUGGAAACAACGGGAAAGGAGGUGACGGAAAAGAGAAUGGCGACAAUGAAGUCAACAAUGGCGGCGGCGACGAAGGCGUUGACAAAUAUGCCUAUGGUGGCGGAUAUAAGGGAGGAUAUCGAUAUGGCCAAGUUGGAAAAGGCAGAGGAUAUGGCGUCAAAGGAAAGGGAAGAAAACGGUAUGGCUUGGGGAAUAUCUACAAAUUCAAAGAAAAGAGAUCGACUAAGAGAUACUACAAACGGAAAUACCAAAAAGGGAGCGACAGUGGAUCCGUCAGUCGAGAAGACGACAAAACAAGUCAAGAAAGUCGGGAAAAAGGGAAAAAAUACAAGCACAGAGGGAAAAGAUCAACAGGAUACUAUUACAGACGUAAAUACCGAAAAGGAAGCGAUAGUAAAUCCGUCAGUCGAGAAGAUGACAAAACAAGUCAGGAAAGUCGGGAAAAGGGGAAAAAAUACAUAGGGAAAAGAUCAGCAGGAUACUAUUACAGACGUAAAUACCAAAAAGGAAGCGAUAGUAAGUCCAUCAGUCGAGAUGACGACAAAACAAGUCAAGAAAGUCGGGAAAAAGGGAAAAAAUACAAGCACAGAGGGAAAAGAUCAGCAGGAUACUAUUACAGACGUAAAUACCGAAAAGGAAGCGAUAGUGGGUCCAUCAGUCGAGAUGACGACAAAACAAGUCAAGAAAGUCGGGAAAAAGGGAAAAAAUACAAGCAGAGAGGGAAAAGAUCAGCAGGCUACUAUUACAGACGUAAAUACCGAAAAGGAAGCGAUAGUAGGUCCGUCAGUCGAGAAGACGACAAAACAAGUCAAGAAAGCAAGGAAAGUGGCGGGAAAAGCGUAGGAAAAAGUUACAAAAGACGGUCAUACAAAAAAUCUGGCUAUCCAGUAAGGAGCUAUUCUAAAAAAGGAUAUAGACCGAAGAGAUCAGUGGGGAAUUAUUAUAGACGUAAAUAUCGAUAUGGCAAAUAUGGCGGGAAAGGCGGUUACAAACCGAGUGGAAAGACAGGGGGUGGAAGCGAUGACAAUGGAUCUGUCAGCCGAGACAGUAGUAAGAAGAGCAGCGAGAGCAAAGAAAGUGGCGGGAAAAGCUCGAAGAGCCGUGAAAAGGACGACAAAAAUGGCAAGGAUAAUGGAAAAAACGGUAAUAAUGGUAAGAAAAACGGCAAAAAUGGAACAAGAUACGUGAAGAAACCUUAUACCGGGUACAAGAAAUAUCGAUACGGAAAAUCGUACAAAAAAUCUUACAGACCAUGGAACAAAAAGUACUACCCCAAACGCUAUUAGACCAAAAUCCAUUUAAUAGACUGAACUGUUGAAAUAAGAAAAUUUUUAAAUAAUUGUGAAAAACUCAAUAUCUAUGUAACCUGAUUAGAACUUGUGAAAAUGUCGAUGCUACUUUCGAUGUGUAUACUAAGUGUGCAUAUACUGUAAGACUAGUGUCGGUUUAUAAUUCAAUAAACGCAA
Magallana angulata is the source of this 1668-nucleotide messenger RNA. RefSeq names its product protein qua-1-like. The coding region runs from base 7 to 1488 and encodes 493 amino acids. Lineage: Eukaryota; Metazoa; Mollusca; Bivalvia; Ostreida; Ostreidae. The record is from RefSeq and is a predicted model, not a curated record. The transcript has a single exon.